Lottia gigantea (owl limpet) is the source of this 1224-nucleotide messenger RNA. RefSeq lists its product as hypothetical. The transcript has 8 exons. Gene Ontology annotation, cellular component: cell-cell junction. NCBI's taxonomy places the organism in Eukaryota, Metazoa, Mollusca, Gastropoda, Lottiidae. The record is from RefSeq and is a predicted model, not a curated record. Bases 1 to 1224 code for a protein of 407 amino acids. Gene Ontology annotation, molecular function: cell adhesion molecule binding. Gene Ontology annotation, biological process: cell-cell adhesion.
AUGGAGUAUAAAUAUAUAUUAAUAUUAAUAGUUAUAGUUUAUUUACCAGUACUAAUUACAGGUCAAUAUACUAUGAGAGGAGUUCCUGGAAGUUAUGCAGUGUUAGGUGAAAAUUAUACAUUACAAUGUGAUGUUACAGAUUCACCUAGUCUUGUAGAUUUCCGUAGAAACAAUAUUGUUGUAUGUAAUAUGAUAAACUGUGGGAGUAGUUCAGAUAAUAGAUAUAAAUGUGGAUGUAUAAAUAAUAACAACAAACAACUAUAUCUCAAUAUAAGUAAUAUAAAUAAACAAGAUGGUACAACAUGGUCUUGUAGAGGUAGUUCUGGUAGACAAGGGUCAACUUCUGUACCAGUUUAUUAUCCACCUGAUAUUACCAGUAUAACAUCUGAUGUUGUAAAUAACACAGCUGAUGAAGGUUCUGAUGUUAUAUUCAACUGUAAUGUUGAUAGUAAACCAGUAUCUACUAUAACCUGGUCAUCUUCUACUAGUACUAAUACUAACACUCAGUCUGGUCAACAGUGGACAUUAACUCAAGCUAAAUGUCAGGAUACAGGAAUCUAUACUUGUACAGCUAAUAAUGGUAUUGGUCAAUCAACUACUAAAUCCUUACCAUUAAUUAUUAGAUGUUCACCAAGAAUUAAUGGUGAUUUAAAAGAUGAAGUAAUAAAUGGACUAGGUGAAGAAGUUACAUUACUUAUUGAUGUUAUAGCCUAUCCUAAACCUAGUUUUAAAUGGAUACAAGAAUCAACAGGACUAGAAUUAACACCAGAUACAACUCAACAAGUAGCUACCAAUAAUUAUAUUUCAAGUUUAACAGUCACAAUACAACAAUCAUCAUUUGAUAACUACAUUGUAACUGUUAAUAAUGGUAUAGGUGGUGAUAAAAGUUAUACUAUAAAGAUUAUUGAUGGUGAUCCUGAAACAAAACCGGUUUCUGUUGAACAAUCUGGAUAUCAGGAAGGUUUAGCCACUGGUAUUGGAAUUGGUAUUGGAAUUGGUAUUGGAAUAUCUCUUGUUUGUGUAUUCCUUGUUUUACUGACAAUAUUUAUAUAUAGAAAAUAUCAUCCAGCCAAUAAGAAAUUACCAGAAGAAAGUUAUGCAACGUUUUCAAAUACAAAUCCGGAAGAGAGAACAUAUGAAGAUUUAAAUACCCGUCCUGAAGUUAAUGAAAACAAUCAACAUUCUGGAGAUGCAAAAGAAUAUGAAAAUAUGAGAAGAAAUUAA